Messenger RNA from Gigantopelta aegis, 6532 nucleotides. RefSeq lists its product as uncharacterized. The record is from RefSeq and is a predicted model, not a curated record. The transcript has 31 exons. Bases 4 to 5049 code for a protein of 1681 amino acids. NCBI's taxonomy places the organism in Eukaryota, Metazoa, Mollusca, Gastropoda, Neomphalida, Peltospiridae. Gene Ontology annotation, molecular function: protein binding.
AAAAUGUCUGACAAGUGGAUGAAAGAAAAAAACAUGACUGUGGAGAAGAUCGCAAACUUGAGGGAAAAGGGAAACAAGGCAUUCAAGGACCACAAGUUCACAUUGGCUGUAAACCUGUACACGGAGGCUGUCAAAAACGAUCCGUUAAACUACAUUUGUUACGGAAACCGAGCACAAGCCUACCUGAAGCUGUCCAAGUACAGGGAAGCCCUGUGUGACAGCAGGCGAUCUAUCACCAUCAACAAGAAGUGGGCCAAGGGGUAUUACCGGUAUGCGGAGGCACUGUAUGAGCUGGGAAUGCUGGACAAGGCACUGUACAUCAAUGUGCUUGGAUGCAGGAUGAGUCCGUUAUCAAAAGACGGGCAGAACCUAAAACAGUUGACUGAGCAAGGAGACAAAUUUAAAGAAGAAAAGGACAAAUUGUUAAAAUUGAAGAAAAAGAGUAGUUCCAAAAGAAAAGAUCUCCCGGAUCUUGUGAGCGAGUCAAGCGAUGGCCCGGACAGUGGAAAUGAGGCACCUGGUGUGGUGACCGACUCUGAUGAAAAUAACCCAUGUGUCAAGGUUAAUAAACUAAAGAAGAAACGUGAGGCGAAGAAACGUUUACUUCCAGACUACAAGACAGUCCUGUCUAGUGGGUCCCGCGCUGUCAUCAACAAGUUGUACAGCAUCGCAGCAACACACUUCCAGAAAGCCCUCGACAUGUACAACCACACAGAAUUCAUUAGAAAACAAGUGGAUCCCACUGAUGUGGUGGUUGUGAAAUAUUCAUAUGGAAUCGCUUCAGUGCUCACCGUACAGUUCAAGAGUAUCAUGUCUGCCAUAGACAUAUUUAACAGUCUUGUUGAAGAUGGCGGGGAUACAAAGUUUCCUGUUGCUUACUAUGGACUGGGAAAAGCAUAUGUGACACUUAACAGGUUCUCUGAAGCUGUAAAGCCGAUCAAGCGUGGCAUGUUGGCGUUGAAGAAUUGUCUGUGUGUUCCGCAUCAGUGGCCCGAGACUGACAUCGUGAUUCCUGAAACUGAUCCUCAUCAGUUUGAAGUUCUGCUGAAUGAUCUGCUACAUGAGUGUAACUAUCCGCCUCCUGCAGAUGCUGUCUGUCGAUUUCAUCGCCGUGAAGAAGGCGAGCGGCGCGUUAUUUAUUUCAAGGAUCCAGAUUUUAAGGGUUUUAUACGACUGUUUUGCCAUGAAUUGUGUAUUUUGGAAUUCCACUCCAGCUGUUGGAAAGCAUUCAAGGUCCGCUUUGGAGAAAAGGCUUCUGACAAGGAUGUGCUGGAUGAGCCGUGCCCGACACCCGACUGUCCUGCGUACAUCAACAGGAUCCUCGUCUUCAGACAGGACAGUACUCCAACAAAAGAGUUUGAGUCUUAUAAAGCUGUACCACAGCCCAAGAAGAAGAGGAUAAGUGGUGGGAAAACUACAUUAACUAAUGAAAUGAAGAUAGCCAGAAAAGCUGAAAAGAAAAUGUUAAGAAAACAAAAACGACAGGAGGCUCAUCAGUUGAAAUCUCAGGAGGAAGACGAUGUGGUUGACGUAGCGGACAAAAACAGAAACAACAGCGGAAACCAGCACUUUGAAGAGAAAACCAACACUGUGAUUAAAACCGACUUGUGCUUAGAGGACCUGCAGAAAGCUGGGGGCACUGUUCUCAAGAGAGAAGAUGAAAUUGUACCAUCGUAUAAAACAAAGCAAAAGAAAACAAAAAAGAAGAAAGAUAAAUCUAAAACUAUAUUACCUGUUGAGGUUAAUUUUGCUGACAAUAGGGAAAAACACCUUGAGAGUGAAUUCACAGUGGCAGAUGAAGAUGAAGAAUUGGGAAUGCAAAACCCGACUCUGCUGGAUGAAGUUGAGCCGUUCUCCGUUCCUGUCUCGAUACAAGACCAACUAGCAACAUUCCACAGCCAGUUCGAGGAAGAUCUCGCCAUACAGAACAACGAUGUCGCACAGAACCUCUUUAUAUAUUUUGAGGAGCUGCUCACCGAACAUGGGCCACUGGAGUUUGACUCACCAAUACUAAUACGAGAACUUGAAGACUUCCCGCAGGAGGCACAAAGUGUAAUUGAAAAGUGUGACGGACUUCGUGGAUUCUUCCAGAAAUCUCACAGAUUUGGAAUAAUGGAUAAUUAUGUGUGUGUUUUGAAAGACUGCGGCAGAGUGCGGCAGCUCUCGGAGAUGAAACAAGCUGAGUACCCUCUACUGGGUGUAGCUGGGAGGUUCAGUUCUAGAGCAAGUUUAGGAGCAGCCGGAACGUUUAGUUCCACUGGUUCGCUAGGCUCAAACACAUCGUUAGUUCACAAUGGAACAUUCGCUUCAGUGGGGGAGCUAGAUGUUUUAGGUUUUAACGAUUCUGAACGUGGUUCAUCUCAAACGGAUUUGAACAGGAAGGACAAGCUAGACGAUAACCCAGCAUUGUGUGUAUCUCCACUUACUGUUAGCAACAGACCGAAAAUGAAGCCAAUUAAACCACUUGUUCCACUUUCAAAACUAAAACCAAACACUCCCAAACCUCUGACUAGUUUAACAAAGACUAUACCACCAGAGUUUGAUCAUGACCCUCUUUUAAAAACAACUAGUUUGAACCCAUCCGCCGUUGAAUUUAAACCAUCAGUCACUGAAGGAAAUAUAUCACAUGUUGAUGAUUUGGAACAGUCAACGACUAAAAAAGAAAUUGUAACAAAAAGCUCAGGCUACAAUUCACUGGAUGAUUUUUCUUUGCCUUAUUCUGUGGUUUCAAAGAACUGUAAGGAUAGUGAGGAAGGACAGCAGAGUGAUAUAAACAACAUGGAUGAUAUAGACGAUAUACAACUUUUUCAAGAUUCUAAACAACUUGCUAAACAUGACGUUUGUGUUGAUGAUUCUGGAUCGGGCACUAGGCUGGAUUCUGUUACGAGCUGUGACCAACAGAACACUAGUUUGGUUGCUGGGGAGACGGCAAACUGGAGGGAGUGUGAAAACUGGGAUGAUGUAGACGACAUUUCUGAUACGAGCUCUAUGAAAGAGAUAGGCCGCUUAAGUGAGACUGAUGUGAGGAAAAACAGCACAUAUAUACAUGGGACGUCGAAACAGGACGACAUUCUGCCAAGUCGAAGUAGCUCACGAUCCUCAAACCACAGCGAUAUAAAUGCUGAUUUUCUCUUUCGUACCCCGUCGCCUGGACUACAGCAUUCAAAAUCUACCUACAACCCCCUCCCAGCCAAGACAACCCCUCCUUCAUUUUCUAAAGAACCAGUGUCAGAAAGAUCCCCUGAUAGAAUAAUGGAAAGUAGUCCGAUCCCUCUAUCAACAUCCCUUUCAGUUUCGUCAUCUGUUUUUCAACCAAAGGCACAUGUUGAAUCACAAAGCCAUAACGGCUUUUUAGCCCAACAAAACCAGCCUAUUUCACAGCCAGACAGUUACUUCACAUUAAACCAAAAGACUAGUAUUGGUUCUCCUCUACUGCAGAAUCCCCUGCUACCAUCUAAGACUCUACCCAAAGGAUUUCCCAGUCCGCCGUACCCUCUCUCUAGUUCUAAUUUGACCAUGCUGUCUCAGCCAGGCAGGUCUUUGAUAUCUGACCCCUCUGUUAGGCUGUCUGGUAAGCAGUCCACACCAAAUGUAGGCUUGCACAUAAGCAGUCCAAUAAGCAACCCAUGGAUGUCGAACCCUGUUAUUGGUAACCCUAAUGAUAGCAAGCCAUUAAUGUUUAAUGAAGGAAGUAAUAAUUCUGUUUUGGGGUUUGGUCACACGGAUAUGUCUUUUAGGUGGUCAGCUGGUGAGACCGAAAUUCCUUCAAGUAAGGACUUGACGUUUGAGCACACAUCAUUAUUCCAGCCACCCAUAGAUAAUAGAUCUGUGGAUUCGUUGGCUGGAUUAGGCGGCGACCCAUGGCUGAAGGCGAAGGUCACCAAUGAGGCGGAAACACAGACGGAGACCGAGGUCAUGUCGGUGGGCACAGGCACAGAGCUUGACCUUGACCUUCUUAUAGAGCACGGGAAGAAGCUGCAAGAGACCAAUGAGCUGCUGUUUGUGAAACUGCGACAGACGGAAGAUGAGAAAACACAGAUUCAGGCGGUGGGUCAGCAGUGGUUAAAUGAAAAGUCGAGUCUAGAGCAGCAACACUCGGCAGCCAAUCAGAAGAUCGGGCAGCUUGAACAGCGGACCAUGUUCCUGGUGCGAGAGAUCGAACAGCUCCAAAAUAACCUGAAAAUGCAGAAAGAAACUAAUGAAUACUUUUUAAAUCAACAGCAAGCUCAAAAAAACCAAAUUGAAGAAAAAGAGAAACAUUUGCUGGCUGAAUCGCAACGGGCUAGGAAGGCAGAGAUUGAGGUGCUGAAGCUGCGACUUCAGUUGAACCUUCAGCAGAUUAACCAAAUAAAACGAGAGGCUACCUUCCAUCAACACAAUAUCAACCUUUUUGCUUUAAAGUGUCAGAAGGAGCAGCAAGAGUUACCUGUCCAGACUAAGCAAGUUCUCGCACACUGGAAGAAAGUCCUCGCUAAGUGCGAGCUGAAGAUUGAUCAGGUCAAGAGGGAAUAUGGACACCAGUUGACCUGUUUAGAAUCGGGAACACCGCUGAAAGAUUUACCAGAUAUCUCUGUGUCGCCUGUCAACUCGAGCCCCCAAGAAAUGCCAGCCAUGAUGUUUGGACAACUUGCCGAAAAUCACUUUGUGUCGUAUAUUCAGGACUUACGACACAAGCGUGGAGGUUCGUUGUCGGGACUGUCGCUGGAGGAGAUUGUCAGAUGCAUCACAGACACCAUCAUGUCUCAGGAUGGAAUUCAGGCGUCCAGUACAAGUCAGGUUGCCUCUUCUGCUGCAUCAAUUCCUAAGCCUCCUGGCCUGACCUCUACGUGGGGUUACAACAACAUGCACGCCCACCAGGAGAUCUUCAUGGAGGAGAAAGAUCCGUGUGUGAUUUGUCAUGAAGAGCUCUCCAUCUCAGACAUCGCCACGCUGGACUGUAACCACCGCUUCCAUGAAUCGUGCGUACGUACAUGGUUCCGAGAACAGAGCACGUGUCCAAACUGUCGCGUCCAUGCCCUGCUUCCAGAAGACUUUCCAUCACUCAAAUAACAUGUCAGACUGAUGGUGUUACAAUAUUCAUUCAGUCAGUUAUAGCAUCCCGUUAAUAGACUCAAAUGAUUAUGAUGUGGUGUUCUUACCAUCAUAGUUAAAGGAUUGAAACAAUGAUGGAGUGUUUCUACAUCACAGUUAGUGGAUUGAAACAAUGAUGGAGUGUCUCUACAUCACAGUUAGUUGAUUGAAACAAUGAUGGAGUGUCUCUACAUCACAGUUAAAGGAUUGAAACAAUGAUGGAGUGUCUCUACAUCACAGUUAGUGGAUUGAAACAAUGGAGUGUCUCUAUAUCACAGUUAGUGGAUUCUAAUGACAAUGUUUCUUCAUCAGUUAAUAGAUUAAACUGAGAAAGCUGUGUUCUUUCUCAACACGGUUAAUGAGGAGUGUAACUUUAAAAUAUCGCUAUUGAACUUGAUGUCAAACAAAGACAAAUCAUGUUUUAUGCGAGAGUUUCAACAUUUACUUAACAGUAGUUUUGGUUAUCAUACCUAUUUACACAUGUUCAACUUUUAGACAUUUAGUGCUGUUUGGUGGUUUAUUAUAUCAUCACUUGAAUAUUAUCAGCGUCUGUGACUAAUGCUUUGUUAGACAGGAUCGUCCAGCUGUUGUUAUUUUCUGUUGCUUCUCUUACUCCAGUAGUAGACACAUUCUACUUGUUCUUCAAGACCCAUGGUAGAGUGCUCACCUGAGAUAAUGUCUAUGGAUAGCUUGCUGCUGUGUGGAAGAACCACAAGUACUUGGGUGUAAUUAGGAAGUGUUCUUCGUUUGAAAACAUUAAUAUUUUUGUAGUAUUAUAAUAUUAUUAUAUAUUAUAAUUAUAUCAUUAUGUUAUUGUUUGGGUUUUGGGUUGUUGUUUUUAGAUGUAUAAAUGUUUUACAGGUAGCAGGUUGUUAUUUUGACUACUUGCAAGGUGAUCCAAGAGCUUUUAUUGGAUCAGACUGUGAAAGGUUGAAGUCCUUGCUACUCCAGCCAUAGCAUGUUUGUCGACUUAAUUUUACUGGUGAUCAUCCGAAUGUUUGAAUAACAUUUCACAUGUACUAUUGGUACCUUGUUGAUACCCAAUAAUUCUAAUACUAAAGUCUAUAUGUUCAGUCGGUGUUGGUUACAGACGCACUGUUGUUACAGGAAAUGAAAUGAGGGGUGCAUUUUGGUCUGACCAGGAAGUGAAUGAUUACAUCUAAACAGGAAGUGAAUGAUUUUUGUCUAAUUGAUGACAUUUUAUUUUUCUUAUUAUAAAUAUGACAUUUAAAAAAAUUGUUUGUUACAAAUCAAGAGUAGAGAUUGUGUUUUAAUAUCACUAGCUGAAAUAGUUUGUACAAAAAGUAAAGAACCAUUUGGUUAAUUUUUUCUUACAGCGAUAAGAUUUGAUGUAGGCCUAUUAUUAAACUAGAAAAAAGUUCAGUUUUAUGUACUGGUUUUGAAAUGCUGAUUGUUGUAUUUUUAUCCAUUAUAACUGAAAUAAAAAAAUAAAUAAUAUUAA